AGUAUGUGUAUACACUGAACAACUAAACAAUCGCAGUAGAAAUUCAUCACAUUCACAGACUUGAGUAACAGAAGCUUGUGUUAUGUAUAUGUAUAUAUAUCAAUUUUUAGCCGAGAGCCGAGAAAAAUAAUAAAUUUCAUCAGUGCAGAUCUAACCGACAAAUUUUCCAAUCUGCCACCGAAUUUUCAAUUAUGCAACUUUACUAACCCGCCACAAUAAUAAUAAUUAAAUUAACUAGCAGAGUAAAGUUAUCAGAUAACUUAAAAAUGUUUUUAAGCUGCAAAUGUCUAAACAUAAUUCUAAAAUACUCGGGCCGUCAAUUAUUACCUACUACUCCUCAAGAGUUAUCAUUUCCAAACCACGAGUUUUUCUGCGAUAACUCUCUAAUAACUUCAGCAGCUGAUGAUAAUUUUGCGGUUCUAAAACGCCAGCCAGCAUUGAUUGACGAGCAAGUUAUUGACAUUUGGAAUAUCACUAGAUGUAUCAAUUGUUAUCAGUACACUUACGCAGUAAGCGAUAAACCGAAUAACCCCGAUAAUUUAUCAUCAGAGGACGUGGUGAAACCCCCAAUAAUAAAACCUGUCAUCAAGUACUUGAUUUUAAACAAAUCGCUUAUAAGCGGUGAUAACUUUUCAGAUGAUAACUCUGAAUUAUCACAGACGAAAGUUGAAAAUUUACCUGAUGAUAAUUUUAAGGGAUCAACUCCAAAGGAUAACUCCAAACUGACAAUGAGUGAUAAUCUCAGGUUAGUAGCUAGUGAUAACAUCCCACUGAUCAGUACAAGUACAAAAACAACAUUAAUGACUGAUAACUCAUCAAUUAUAAACUAUAACUCACCAAUUGUUGUUGAUAAUUCUUCAUCAAAAAGUGAUAAUAAAACUAUUAUAUUUAGUGAUAAUGUACCGUUGAUAAGUGUUGAUAACUCUGGCGUAAAUAGUGAUAAUAUUUGUUUGACUAAUUCUAUAAUAUCUAUUGAUAAUUCAAUAACAUUACCCUCGACUACUAAUUUAAAUGAUAACUCUGGUGUUAUUAUCAAUGAUAAUUCAACUCUUACUAGUGAAAUAAACAACUUUACUAUGGUCACCGAUAACUCAAUAAUAACUGGUGAUAAUUCAACUCUGGUGAUUGGUGGUGAUAACUCAAAAAUAUCACCAACAACUGGUGAUAAUUUCACAAUAUCAGAUAACUCAAUGGUUAAUAAAAAUAAUAUUUUUGUUAAAAUGAGAAAUCAUCCAGAUUACAGUGAUAUUUACAAUGUUAUCGUUGAUAGUGACAACAAUAGUGAUGAUAUUGAUGAUAAUGAUGAUAAUGAGAUUUUGAUGAUGCGAAAACAAUUGUUACCAGAAGUUCAGGAAUCAUUGGGAAAUUUGCAUCAGCAGUAUGAGACAAAGGUCAAAAAUAUUAAGGAUACUGUUGAGGAAAAUAUUAAACAAUUCACUGCUAAGCAGUACAAGUAUCUCGAAAAUUACAAAGAUAAAGGCCAUCAUCAUUAUUAUCUAUUGACUAAUAAAAUAUUGAGGAACGAGUUUAAAAAAAUAAAAAGAGAAAAUAUUCAAGUUAUCGCUGAUGUUCAAUCUAGUGAUAUUGACGAGGAGAAUAAGACUGAAUUGUUGAAGCCGAAAAUAGGUGAUUGUGUAAGACCGAUUAUAACUCAAGAUAAUUUUAUUAAUUUUUUUUUUUUUUUUUUAAUAAAAAUGUAUAAUACAUUGAUUAAUAAAUUGAGAUUUUUUUACAAGCCUUAUGCACUUGCAGUUGUUUCUAUUGGGUAUAUUGUUGGCGAAUUGGGGCAUUAUUUAAUUGGAUCAACUAGCAAAGCAACGGCAAUUGAUUUGCACUAUGGUGAUAUAUCAUGCCAAUUAAAUUCAACUGAAUUUUCAGUAAUUGAUUUACCAGUCCAAUGUGAAACUGCCAAUAAUUCUGAUUAUUGCUUGUCAUUGGAGCUUAAUGGUACUAAAUAUUGCGAGUGGAAUUACAAUGGAUUGGGCCUGGAUUAUCAAAUAUUAGCUGGCCCAAGUUUUAUCGCAGUUUUUACUGUGGUUGGAGUUGCGUUAGGCAUCGCUGCUGAUAAGUUUAACAGAGUGAGAUUGUUGGCAAUUUGUACGUUAGUGUUCAGUAUCGCCAUUAUUCUCAUUGGAACUGUCAAGGAAUAUUGGCAGUUGGUGAUUCUGCGUAUGGUUUUAGCUGCUGGGGAAGCCGGGUGUAAUCCAUUGGCCACAGGACUUUUGUCAGACUGGUUUGACGAAAAUCAGCGUGGAUUAGUUAUGUCGAUAUUCAACUGGGGAAUUUAUGGGGGGUAUGGUAUCGCAUUCCCGGUCGGUCGGUAUAUUCCUAAACUUAACGCUUGGGACCUAGGAUGGAGAGUAUGUUAUUAUGGUGCAGGAAUAAUAGGGCUCAUAAUAACAGGACUUACUGCAUUCACCCUGUCAGAACCCCAAAGAAAGUCUAUUGGGGAAGAAUCUACAGGCAACAAUUCCAAUGACAAUUCCAAUAAUGAAACCACCAAAUUAACAGUAUGGAAGGUUAUUUUCCAGCCGAGGAUCAUCCUUCUUUGUCUUGCUGCUAGUAUCAGGCAUUGCGGUGGAAUGUGUUUUGCCUACAACUGUGACCUCUACUACCGUGAAUAUUUUCCAGAUUACGAUCUAGGUUGGUGGCUGUUUGCAGUAACAAUCGUGAUUGGCAGUAUCGGAGUGGUGGUAGGUGGCGUGGUGAGCGACAAGUUUGUAGCUAAAAUGGGAAUCAGAUCGCGAGUUGCAGUUCUGGCAAUCAGUCAGAUCAUAGCAACGCCAUUUGCUUUUGGCUCUGUCUACUUUAAUCCACUUGGUGCAAUGAUCACUUUGGGGAUUUCAUACUUUUUUGCUGAAAUGUGGUUUGGAAUAGUCUUUGCAGUGAUGGUCGAAAUAGUUCCCGUGAACAUGCGAUCAACAACUGUCGGAGUAUUCUUGUUUGUUAUGAACAAUAUUGGAGGUAACUUACCGAUCUUGGUGGAACCUACUCGCCAGGCAAUUGGCUUCCGGGAGAGUCUCUAUAUUUACUACGCAGGAUUUUACGGGAUUAGCUCGAUAAUGUUUUUCCUUACUAUGUUCCUGAUGGACGGUGGAACGUCUAAUAAUAAUAAUAGUAGUGAGAAGCCAAUCGAGAGUGGCACCACUGCUAGUGCAAACAUUGCCAGCAAUAUCGAGAUAAUUAACAAAACAAACGGAUUGGCUCACAAUCCCGCUGCUUAUGCUCAUGACAACAAAAUGUUUAUUGAUGAUUCUGGAAAAGUUACUUUGGAAUUGCCACCCCGGUUUACUUCCAGGUUUAAUAAUUAUAAUUUUUCUGAUAAUUCUAGGUUAUAGAGGAUAAAAUUCAGGACGGGGCCACGGGGGCCGGGUAGUAGUUGUACAAUUUUUCUAUAAAUUUUUUAAAUAAAAGUUAUAUCCUUUAGGUUAUUAGGUAAUAA
Molecule: messenger RNA, 3442 nt
Organism: Cotesia glomerata
Lineage: Eukaryota; Metazoa; Arthropoda; Insecta; Hymenoptera; Braconidae
Exons: 10
Coding region: 267-3338 (1023 amino acids)
Biological process (GO): transmembrane transport
Cellular component (GO): membrane
Molecular function (GO): transmembrane transporter activity
Source: RefSeq, a predicted model, not a curated record